AUGGCUGAGCUCUUCCCAGGCCAGGCUUUCCCCAAGCCAAGACCCAACCCCCUCCGGCCUCCACUGCCAUCUUCUCCCGGGCCCCUUGGAGAUACCAUAGCCAAGGGGUUUCCUCGAUUGACCCCAAAGGGACUGGACUCCCCAGGCCAUUAUCCUAAAGACCAGUGGGACACCAAAUCCCACCAGCUUCCUCACUCCUCCGAAUUCACUAAAGGCCCUGUGGUCAACAGGUCGGGGGAGGAAGAGGCGCUUACCACAAGGGCUCAUAUUAGAGUUAAUGAUCCUGAGCCAGGCUCCGUCCAGCAUUUCUCCUUCCCUUAUUUCUAUGAGCCUCAGCUGGGGGGACCGAGGGUGCGCAGGAGGACUGGGAAAGUUGGGGGAAGUCACCUCUCCCCGCUCGCUCCCCUCCCGCCCCGCUCCUUCCUCAGGAGGAAGUGGGAGCCUGGACCAGCAAAGUUGAGAGAGCAGGGAAGGCCCCGUCCGCCUGACAGACAAAGUUUGACCGCAAGAGGAAGUGGCCCCGAGCGAGCCCCGGGAGGGAGCCGGCCGGCCAGAGCGGGGGAGCGCCCUCUGCCCACCUCCCUCCCCCAGCCCGGCCCGGCCCCUGGACAGGAGGAGCCCCCUCCCCGGGGAGAGCACCCCCUUCCCCCGCCAGCCGCCCCAAGACUGCCGGCUUCCGGAGCCGGCCCCAGGAGGAAGCUCCCGGGGAAAACAACUCUGAAGUUGGCCAGAGGCACCGCCCCGGCUGCUGCUGCUGCUGCUGCGGGCACCGCCUCCCCGCCCCCAGCCCUGGCAUCCAGACCAAGGGCCACCCAGUGGAGGCGAUGGGGCCCAGGCAGGGGGGCUGCCCCGGGGGGCCGGACAGACCCUGAGGGCCACCCCGAAGACUAG
Trichosurus vulpecula (common brushtail) is the source of this 891-nucleotide messenger RNA. RefSeq names its product translation initiation factor IF-2-like. Lineage: Eukaryota; Metazoa; Chordata; Mammalia; Diprotodontia; Phalangeridae. The coding region runs from base 1 to 891 and encodes 296 amino acids. The transcript has 3 exons. The record is from RefSeq and is a predicted model, not a curated record.